This is a messenger RNA of Botrytis cinerea B05.10, 1503 nucleotides long. It is a transcript of the gene Bcmcr1, whose product is annotated as Bcmcr1. Gene Ontology annotation, biological process: ergosterol biosynthetic process. The record is from RefSeq and is a predicted model, not a curated record. NCBI's taxonomy places the organism in Eukaryota, Fungi, Ascomycota, Leotiomycetes, Helotiales, Sclerotiniaceae. The transcript is spliced from 3 exons. The coding region runs from base 178 to 1092 and encodes 304 amino acids. Gene Ontology annotation, molecular function: cytochrome-b5 reductase activity, acting on NAD(P)H.
GGACGGAUUGGCGUCUGUCAGGUGACCGCUGAGGGCACCAUAAAUACCUUAUCAUUUGUGUCCAAAAGAGCAAGUGUCUCGAGCUGUCAUUGAGUAGCUACUGUCAAGUUACACAUCGUUUCCUCUUGUCUCCCAACCUCAAUUAACAGUUCGGCUGUCUUCCUCUCAUCUCUAGCAAUGGCUGCACGAGCUGUCCUCCAAUCUCAUGGGUCGAGAGCUGCGACUGUUGGCCUCCUGACUACUGCGGGCGUGGGAUUGUAUGCCGCUAGAUCCUAUUUCAUAAAUGAUGCAUAUGCAGAAUCACCAGAAUCACUAGAGCCACCGGCAGUAUUUUCCAGUUGGUUUGGUCAAUCGUUGAGGCUUGAGAAUUCGGAAUCUGUGAACCAUAACACAAAGCGUUUGCGUUUCGAGUUUCCUAACUCUGGUGCGAAGAGCGGGCUUGUGUUGACGUCUUCCUUAUUGGUGGUUACCUGGCCCAAAGGAAAAACUUUCCCAACUGUCAGACCCUACACACCAGUGAGUCCACUUGAUCAACGCGGAGCCAUCGAACUCUUAGUCAAGAAGUACCCAGACGGGAAAGCCAGCGGCUACCUCCACGGUCUCUCACCAGGCGACAGCCUCUACUUCGCCGGUUCUUUAAAGGCCUACCGUUGGACACCUAAUCAAUAUUCGCACAUCACGCUUAUCGCUGGUGGUGCUGGUAUAACGCCUUGCUACCAACUCAUUCAAGGCAUCCUCUCCAACCCUUCGGACAAUACCAAAAUCACGCUCAUUUUUGGCGUUAACAGUGACGCCGACGUGCUCUUCCGAAAAGAGUUCCAAGAGUUAGAAAGGAAUUUCGGAGGGAGGUUCAAAGCUGUGUAUACGGUAAGCAGACCUGUGGAUGGAAGUCAGUACCGCAAAGGGUAUGUGACAAGGGAGUUGGUAGAGCAGGUUUCUGGACGGCCUGUGGAGGGAGAGGAGACGAAGAUUUUUGUUUGCGGACCGCCGGCUAUGGAGAAUGCGUUGUUGGGGGCUAGCUCGUUCAAGAGUGGGAAAGGAGGCAUCUUGGAGCAGCUGGGGUAUAGGAAAGAUCAGAUACAUCAGUUUUAACAGGGGAUCUGGAAGACGUUGUCGUUUUUACGUAAUUGGAGGUUGAAAAUGUGUAUAGGAUCAUUUGGAUCUUCGUCUUGGAAUCAGAUCAUUUGCGUUACUUUUUUUUAGCACGAGUAUCUUGACCUUUGGACAGAAGACAAUGUAAAUCAAUGAAUGAAUUUAAAGCAACGAUCUCACAAGCUAACAAAGCCAUCCCUUUCAGGAAUUAUGAGAAUGUGAUGGGACAAGAUCAAAAUUAGAAAAACAAUCACAAAGUUCAAGGUCAGCCGCAAUCUAAUCGACAUUAAAUCAUGGUCUCGACAUUUUGGAACUCGAUCUCUGUACGUCAGGGGUUAUAAUUGCUCUAGAAAAUCAUAAGAACAGGAGGAGAACUUCGAGCACGAACAAUUCACCUGAAAACCACUUUCA